Molecule: messenger RNA, 1391 nt
Organism: Prunus dulcis (almond)
Lineage: Eukaryota; Viridiplantae; Streptophyta; Magnoliopsida; Rosales; Rosaceae
Product: probable plastid-lipid-associated protein 10, chloroplastic
Exons: 9
Coding region: 135-974 (279 amino acids)
Source: RefSeq, a predicted model, not a curated record
GAAUAGAUGGGCAGUUUGGUAGUUGGGUACCUCAUUAUAAGUUGCAUUGGCAGAGAAGAGAGCCUGAGACAGACACAGAGUCCACAGACAGAGAACUCUUACCAGGUCAUAAACCAAAUUUGCAUCAAUCUCUUAUGGACCUGGCUCUUUCUUCUCCAUUGUUCCCUUCAAGUGCAACAAGAGGUGUAAAUAAGAUUAAGCCUUACAGCUCAAUGCUUAUUGCCACCCAAAAGGUGUCCACUCAGAAAUUCUUUCCGUGUUUGGCAGCUGUUGCUACCCAGACAGCCCAGGCAGUGGAGGUUGCGGUAGAGAGCAAAAAACAUGAGCUGUUGAGAGCUAUCCAAGACACCCAAAGGGGCCUUGUCACGACUGACGAUCAACGCUCUUCUAUAGAGGAGGCUCUGGUGAGUGUGGAGGGUUAUAACAAGGGUGCACCGUUAGACUUGGUGAAAUUGGAUGGGACAUGGCGUUUGCAAUAUACUUCUGCUUCUGAUGUUCUCAUUCUUCUGGAAGCUGCUGCAAGGGUACCCUUUUUUCAGGUUGGGCAGAUUUUUCAGAAAUUUGAAUGCAAAGACCAGUCCAGCGGGGGAGUAAUCCGUAAUGUUGUCAGAUGGAGUGUUCCGCCAUUGUUAGAGGAACAGGAAGGUGCCACUCUGCUAGUUUCUGCUAAAUUUUCGGUCAUUUCUGUGCGUAACAUCUACCUUCAGUUUGAAGAGAUUAAUGUUCAAAAUAUCAAAAUUAGUGAAGAGCUGCAGGCUCUAAUAGCUCCAGCAAUAUUGCCACGAUCAUUUUUAAGUUUACAGAUCUUGCAGUACCUCCGUAAUUUCAAAGCUCAAAUUCCGGUUAGAGACCCCGGACGGCAAUCAGUAGGAGGACUUUAUUACCUUUCUUACUUGGAUGCUAAUAUGCUUCUGGGGCGUGCUGUUGGUGGUGGAGGAGUUUUUGUUUUCACCAAAGCUCAACCUCUGAACUAAUGGGAAGCUGUUAGCCAUCUUAUAGUUUCAUAUGGGAACAAAUUGUUUUCUCAUUUUUUUUGGUCGGUAUGGGGAAUAAAUUAGGAAGUGCAUGGGACUGAUGAGGUGAUAGCAUUUGGGGCUAUGUACAGGUAAAGAGAAACAAGUAUUACAUAUUGUCCAUUUUCCACAGGUGCAGGGAUGUUUACUAGCUACAAUUUUAACAUUGCUGCUGCUCUCUUGUGGAAAACUGAUGAAUGCAAAGGCCUCUUGUCAUCUCGUUCUUCGGUUUUACUUUUCUCACUAUGAUUGAUUAGUAAGUUCAGGUUCCUUGGAACAAUUAGUUCUGAGGAUCAUAGAUGUAUUGAUAUGCACAGCUUGAUCCUUUUGUUGGAACCAAUGCCCAGAAAAUAUUGGAAACAUUCCAUUUUCUUCUUA